Etheostoma cragini (Arkansas darter) is the source of this 1746-nucleotide messenger RNA. Its product is annotated as zinc-binding protein A33-like. The record is from RefSeq and is a predicted model, not a curated record. Lineage: Eukaryota; Metazoa; Chordata; Actinopteri; Perciformes; Percidae. Gene Ontology annotation, molecular function: protein binding. The coding region runs from base 426 to 1361 and encodes 311 amino acids. The transcript is spliced from 5 exons.
ACAGCAAAGCCUUCAGUGUGGCUACAGAAAACUGUACAAAUAGAAAAUACAGUCUAAAGAAUGCACACAAUGAGGUGUGCCUUGUAAUAAAAAGUCAAAGAAAACUACUGAAGACAAGAUGUUUGUCACAGUAAACACACUCCUGUCAGUCAAUCUUCUCUUUGUUGCUUUGUACAUCCAGCUGCAUAAUAAACUGCUUCUGCAGCUGAACUUCACAAAGACUCUGUCUGGCUGGUGUUGGUUUGAGCUGCGCUGAACAUGUUUUGCAACUCUUUCUACAGGAGACAUUAGAAAAGCAACAAGAGUGUCUAAAGAGGCAACGGGAAGCCGUGAAAUACAGAUUGAAAAAACUGGCAGCGCGGCAAUCAGAAAUCACAAAAAGGUCCACAGUGAUAAGAGAGAACAUCAUCAGAAAAUAUCUGGAGAUGCGGGCCGUCCUGGACGAGGAUCUGAGGAUCACCCUGUCCCACCUGGAGAUGGAGGAGCGGGCUGCAGUCUCUGCCCUGGAUGGGCUGAUGGAAAGGAACUGUUCUCUAAUCCAGGAGAUAGAGCAGGACCUGGCCAGACUCACUGUGGCAAUGGACCAGACCAACACAGAGCCUGAUACAAUGUCUAUCUUUUCCUUCCCUGACCAGCAAGACAUGGAAACAGUGGACAGAGUGAUGGAGCUGCUAAACAGCACAGACCCGAGCAGUGUGAGCCUGGACGAAGCUAAAGCCGAGCAGAUCCUCAACCUCACCAACAACAUGUUCCUGCUGAUCAGCUCACAGACGCCUAUAAUCAGGAACUUCACCAAGAAUUAUGCCAGCGAGGUGUGUUUGGACCCGGACACGGCCCACCCAAAGCUGAUCAUCUCCUCCAAUGGGGACAGUGCCAUCUACACAGACACCUGGCAGCAACUUCCUGACCUCCCUGGACGCUUUGACACCACCCUCAAUGUCAUCAGCUUGCAAGGAUUCAGCUUUGGCCACCAUUACUGGGAGAUUGAUGUGACUGGGAAGACUUACUGGGAGCUGGGCGUCACCUAUCCCAACAUUCCCCGUAAGGGCACCACUGAGGACUGCUGGCUGGGCCGGGGGGACGAGUCCUGGUGCGUGGAGUUCUUUGAUGGGGAGUAUACCGCCUGGCACGGAGGGGUGCCUCAUCAGCUGCCUUUCACCAAACGCUUCUGUCGGAUUGGUGUUUUGUGUAGUUUCCCUGCAGGAUUGGUGACGUUUCUUGAGGCGGAGAACAUGACGCCGCUGUUCUCCUUCUGUGCAGGAACCUUCUCAGACUGCCUCCACCUGGCUCUGUGUCCCGGCCAUGACCACAACGGCACCAAUGCCCAGCCCAUUGUGAUCUGUAAUCCUCUCCAAUCAUGAUCUCUGAUUACCUUUGAGGCUCCACAGAAAAGCUUUUAGUCAUUUAGUAAUUUUCCCCACUAAGGCCCCACUUUUAAAAAAUGCACCAAUUAUAUAUGUUUAUAGGCAAGUAAUGACUUUAUUUAUAAAUAGAUAAUAUCCUUGGACUAAAAAUGUAAUGAAGAAUAUGUUAACUAAAACAAAUAAUCUGUUACCGAUGCUUUUUUUCAUAGUAGGCCACCAGAUUUGUGAGAAUAUGAGACAUUCACAGUAUAAACAUCAAUAAUUGGUUGAUUUCAAAGUACACUUUAUUUGGAUUGUCGUGACUGAUACAUUCGUGGUUUAAUUGAAGAUAUUCACACUUCUGCAUUUAAAUUCUGUGUGAAAGAAACAAGAACCAAAAUAU